Messenger RNA from Leptinotarsa decemlineata (Colorado potato beetle), 962 nucleotides. Its product is annotated as peritrophin-1. Gene Ontology annotation, molecular function: chitin binding. Gene Ontology annotation, cellular component: extracellular region. NCBI's taxonomy places the organism in Eukaryota, Metazoa, Arthropoda, Insecta, Coleoptera, Chrysomelidae. The record is from RefSeq and is a predicted model, not a curated record.
CAACGAAUCCACGCAUUCUGAAAGCCAUUCGAUUGUCGGUUAUGAAAAUAAAGAUAAUAUCGGAAAGCUGAUAUAAAAAAGAAAAUCAUAGAAUCACAAGUUGAGAUUAUUGGGGUUUUGUCUGGAAAAGCAAAUAUAAUGAAAUACUCUAUCAUCAUUCUUGUAUCACUGAUAGGAGGUCUGGUGCAUGCUGCAGAUAUUGACCCUAUGUGUCCUUAUCCAUCAGAAGUUGUCACCUUCUUUCCCGACCCAGAGGACUGUUCAAGAUACUACGAAUGUUUCGAAGGAAAAAAAUACCAUAUGAACUGCCCCUCCGGCCUCCAAUGGAAUGACAUUUCCGAUACAUGCGAUUAUCCCUAUGAUGUUGACUGUAAUUCACACACAUUUCCUUCUACCGCUCGAACUACUGCUCCUACAGCUUCAACUGCCAAUCCUACAAGUCAAACUCGUGACCCACGAUGCGCGUAUCCAUCCGAUACAAUUACUUACGAUAUUGACCCAGACAACUGUAAAAUGUUCUACGAAUGCUACCAAGGAUAUAGAUACUGGAUGACAUGUCCUAAUGAUCUAUACUGGAACCACAUAAAAAACUAUUGUGAUGUUCUCCAAAAUGUAGACUGCACACGAGGAAUAUCGACAGAACCAACCGCACCAACCGCACCAACCGCACCAACUGCACCAACUGCACCAACUGCCCCAACUGCACCUACUGAGCCUCCUAAAAUAAGUUGUGAUGGAAUACCCAACAGAUCAUUCAUUUCACAUCCAACCGAUCCGACCAAGUUUUACCAAUGUGUGGACGGAGAACCUACCCUCUACUCUUGUUCAGAGGGAACACGAUGGAACCAAGACAAACAGAGUUGUGUUGGUGGUGACUGAGUGCGUUAUGAAACAAACCUCUUAGGAUUGAUAGUAGUUUAAUAGAAUGGAUGUUCAAUGAAUAAAUAUGUCACAAGAAUUGA